AUGCAGCAGGACGGAAUCAGCAGUGUGAAUCAACUGGGGGGACUCUUUGUGAAUGGCCGGCCUCUUCCUCUGGACACCCGGCAACAGAUUGUGCAGCUAGCAAUGAGCGGGAUGCGACCCUGUGACAUCUCUCGGAGCCUUAAGGUAUCUAAUGGCUGUGUGAGCAAGAUCCUAGGACGUUACUACCGCACAGGUGUCUUGGAACCCAAGAGUAUUGGAGGAAGCAAGCCGCGUCUGGCCACACCGGCUGUGGUGGCUCGAAUUGCUCAGCUAAAAGAUGAGUAUCCAGCACUCUUUGCUUGGGAGAUACAACGCCAGCUUUGUGCUGAAGGACUUUGCACUCAGGACAAGGCUCCCAGUGUGUCGUCUAUCAACAGAGUCCUUCGGGCGCUACAGGAAGACCAGAAGUUGCACUGGACACAACUCAGAUUACCAGCUGUUUUGGCUCCAACUCUUCCCAGUUCCCACAGUAGGUGUGAGGCUCCCCGAGGUCCCCAUCCAGGGACCAGCCACAAGAAUCGAACUAUCUUCUCCCCAGGCCAAGCUGAGGCCCUGGAAAAAGAGUUCCAGCGUGGGCAGUACCCAGAUUCAGUGGCCCGUGGAAAGCUGGCUGCCGCCACGUCUCUGCCUGAGGACACAGUGAGGGUCUGGUUUUCCAAUAGAAGAGCCAAAUGGCGCAGGCAAGAGAAGCUGAAGUGGGAAACACAGCUGCCAGGUGCUUCUCAGGAUCUGAUGGUACCAAGAGCUCCCCCAGGGAUCAUUUCUGCACAGUCCCCUGGUAGUGUGCCCCCAGCAGCCCUGCCUGUGCCGGAACCGCUGAGUCCUUCCUUCUGCCACCUGUGCUGGGGGACACCACCAGACAGGUGCUUCAAUGACACCCCAUCCCACUCCUGUCUCCACUCCUGCUGGGAUUGCCACGCCCUUCUUCCUGUGGCUUCUUCUUCAUAUAUGGAAUUUGCCUGGCCCUGCCUCACCACUCCUCCUGUGUACCAUCUGAUUGGAGGGUCACGAGAAGCGGCAGCAACCCAUUACUCACACUGA
This is a messenger RNA of Myodes glareolus (Bank vole), 1041 nucleotides long. It is a transcript of the gene Pax4, whose product is annotated as paired box 4. Gene Ontology annotation, biological process: anatomical structure development; regulation of transcription by RNA polymerase II. The record is from RefSeq and is a predicted model, not a curated record. NCBI's taxonomy places the organism in Eukaryota, Metazoa, Chordata, Mammalia, Rodentia, Cricetidae. Gene Ontology annotation, molecular function: DNA-binding transcription factor activity, RNA polymerase II-specific; RNA polymerase II cis-regulatory region sequence-specific DNA binding.